AUGCCUAGCAAGGCCCAGCAGGCAGAGGCCAGUGCGCUUCUUAAGCAAUUACGAGAUGAUAUCGGCAACAACUUGCUCGAUGACAAGGUCCACACGCAAGCUCUGGAGGGACUGAAGGUUCUCGGGAGGGAUGCAGGAAAUGUUGCAAACAUAUAUGAUAAAUGCGGCAUCGAGACACUGGGACACUACGCUUUCGAUGUCUACCCUACCAGCACUCAUCAAGAAGCAUUGAGAUGCAUUGCGAACGCGCUCCUACUAUUGCCCCAAACACGAAAAUUCUACAUCGAGCUUGACCUUGACAAGAAAUCAACCCAGAAGCUCCAGGAAGCAGAUGUUGAUGACGAGUUUCUGCUGGCAAGGAUCUUGUUCUUGCUAACCUACGACCCUAGCAUGAACCUUGAUGUCCUCAUCCUCGAGAAUGAUUUGGCCACCAGCAUCAUUAACCUGCUUUCUCGGCACGCUGCAAUUCUAUCCAUGACACCUAGGACGACUACCGCCACUCAAAGCAGUGACAUGGCACUACAAGAGACAUUGAAGCUGCUAUUCAACGUGACCAGCGCGAAAGGAGACCAGGUAUCCAGGUUCAGUUCAGCCGUGCCGCAUCUAAUUUUGAUACUCGGCUCAUUGCCAAUACUAAGCCCACCACUCCAGGCCCCCUUGAGUUUAACCCUCAAUGCACUUGCCAAUCUUGAGAUAGCCGAAGAAAACCUAGAUGACGAGGGGCAACUGCGACCGGUGGUGGACAAGCUUACUACGAUUCUGGAUCAAGCGGUGCAACGGUACUCUUCGAUAGAGUUAGAGACACUGGGUGUGCCAUUGAUAACGACAUUGAGGAAAAUCAACGAUAUAGCAAGUUUGGACUUGCGUGAAUGGAUGAAGUCGAAAUUCCUGCCGGAUGAUAAGGAAAGAGAUCAGCCACUUGGAAAAUCAUCUUCAUUGCCCUCACGCCUUCUACGACUGACUACCUCGUCAGGGUCAUUACAUUUGACGGAAGCUAUAUCUGGCUUGCAAUUUGAGCUUUCUAACAAGGAUGCAAACGAAUACGUCAAAAACGUUGGUUACGGAUACGCAGCCGGAUAUCUCAUGUCUCACAAGAUUCCUAUCCCCGAGAGCGACAGGGCAGAGGCAACCGAGGGAGCUUCCAGCAGUGUCCCUACCAACCCCAUCACUGGACAGCGACUUGAUAAGGAACCACUAAUUGAGGUUCCGAACAUGUCUCAGGAAGAAAGGGAACGAGAGGCUGAACGAUUGUUUGUGCUAUUCGAGAGGCUCAAGGCGACCGGGAUGGUCAAUGUCAAGAAUCCGGUCGAGGUAGCCAAGGAUGCGGGUAGAUUUGAAGAGCUCAGGGACUCAGAUACUGAGUAG
Messenger RNA from Exophiala aquamarina CBS 119918, 1365 nucleotides. RefSeq lists its product as uncharacterized. The coding region runs from base 1 to 1365 and encodes 454 amino acids. NCBI's taxonomy places the organism in Eukaryota, Fungi, Ascomycota, Eurotiomycetes, Chaetothyriales, Herpotrichiellaceae. Gene Ontology annotation, cellular component: cytoplasm. Gene Ontology annotation, molecular function: G-protein alpha-subunit binding; guanyl-nucleotide exchange factor activity. The transcript has a single exon. The record is from RefSeq and is a predicted model, not a curated record. Gene Ontology annotation, biological process: G protein-coupled receptor signaling pathway.